Pelobates fuscus (common spadefoot toad) is the source of this 1957-nucleotide messenger RNA. RefSeq names its product ring finger protein 11 (gene RNF11). The coding region runs from base 121 to 585 and encodes 154 amino acids. Gene Ontology annotation, biological process: ubiquitin-dependent protein catabolic process. NCBI's taxonomy places the organism in Eukaryota, Metazoa, Chordata, Amphibia, Anura, Pelobatidae. The transcript has 3 exons. Gene Ontology annotation, cellular component: ubiquitin ligase complex. Gene Ontology annotation, molecular function: ubiquitin protein ligase activity. The record is from RefSeq and is a predicted model, not a curated record.
GCUCGGUAAUGGCGGCUGGGAAGGCGGCGGCGGAGAGCGGCGGGUGAGAGCGGGCGAGCGGCCCCGGGGGCAGGAGACACUGAUACCGGCACUGUGACUGAGUGAGAGCCCGGGGACGCCAUGGGAAACUGCCUGAAGUCCCCCACCUCGGACGAUAUCUCCCUCCUGCACGAAUCCCAGUCAGACCGGGCCAGCUACGGCGACGGCAACGACGGGGACCACGAGCCACCGCCCCCCUACCAGGAACAGGCCCCAGUACCAGUGUACCACCCAACUCCUAGUCAGACUCGCCUAGCAACACAGCUGACUGAAGAGGAGCAAAUCAGAAUAGCUCAAAGAAUAGGUCUCAUACAGCAUCUGCCUAAAGGAGUGUAUGAUCCCGGCCGAGACGGAUCCGAGAAAAAGAUCAGAGAGUGCGUGAUCUGUAUGAUGGACUUUGUGUAUGGCGACCCGAUACGAUUUCUGCCCUGCAUGCAUAUUUACCAUAUGGACUGUAUAGACGACUGGCUGAUGAGAUCUUUUACUUGCCCUUCCUGUAUGGAACCAGUGGAUGCCGCACUUCUCUCAUCCUACGAGACUAACUGAGAACCUGUGGACUCCAUGCACAGGCCAUGGCUGCUGACGGUUCUCUUUCCUUUGUCUCUGAGCCCAAAGAACCACAGCAUAGGGAUUAGGAGGACACACAAGUUCCUACACCUUUAUCAGCCGGCAGUGUAGAAAAUUUAGGUUACAAUAGACGGAAAGGAAACCUAGGAGGAAUGUAACUGAAUACUCAGCCCGGGGUAUUAAAUCAGCAGCUCCUACUCACUGGAUAGCAGUCUGUACCUUUGCAUUUUGACAUGUGCACAGGAUUAAAUCCUCUCUAUCUGUGUUCACGUAUGUGUCCUGUCCGUCCACUGCCUUAUUUCCACAGACACUCACCACCGUCUCUUUGCCACCCCAUGUCACGUAGUGAUCUGUCUUUUUGUUCCUAGUGGAUUUGUGACAGUCCGUGUCUAUAUUUGUGGGAGUGGACACUAUAAAACCAUCGCUGUGGAAAUUUCUUUCCAAGGACACUUGUACUGGAAACGGCAGGCUGUACGCAGCACCGCGAUAUGUUGCCGCAAGCUGUAUUCCGUGAGAACAUUAAGGAAAGGAGAUGCUGCUAUAAGCACAGAAUGGCAGUCAGAACGUCUGUCUUUUCCGAUAUGCAGUCAUAUGUUAAACCUAUUGUGAUUUCUGCUGCAGGUUCUAUGUUUCCUUCCUCAAAGAAAAACAAAAAGAACGUUCCCAGACACAUUCGAUCAGUGCACUUCUGUGCCAAAGGAGUCUGCGAUGAAACCGUAGCCUCGCUAGAGGUUUUACUUUUCACGUUUUAGGAAACUGGCACACAAGUAGAUUUAACCCCUCUGCUCCUGCAGGUGUCCAGACUGGGCUCCUGGCCCCUCUCACAGAGGUGGAUUCUUUGCACCUUUUAUUAUUAAAAUAAUAAUUAUUAUUAUUGAUAUUAUAUAAUUAUUCUUUCCAUUGGAAAUGGAAUUUCAUGGCCUUAGGUCUCUGCAAAGCGAACUUUUUGCAGGACAGGCUCCUUACCAUUUGUGUAAGAAUUGUGGUCAGAGAGCUAUGUUGUGUUUGCAGGUUAAAAUCAUGCAAUAUCUCAACGUGAUCCAUUAACCAAACAUGAACUGCUCUGUAAAACCGUGUGUUCAAAGCGAGGAAACACAAAGAAUGCGUACUUGUUUGUUUGUGUAUGGUAACCCCUUCACUGCCACAGCUUCUUGUUCAUUGAGUGCAGGGUAGUUUGGCUUUGAAGGGGUUAACUAACAUUUCUUUUAUGUCUAUAUAAUCACUACAGUAUGUGUUAUUUUUGUUAUAUUUUUUUUCUUUUUGUGUAUACACAAGUUGUAUUUUCAGCAAUCCUUCAAUAUGGUUCUGCUAGCUCAGCACCACAAUAAAGCUGUGUAUUCCUGAGGUUUAA